AUGAAUUCCCAUUCAAAGCACCAUCAGGUCCUUCGACUCGUUCCAAAGAGUGAUGGCCAUCUGUCUCUCAUCAAGGACCUGCACAACAUGAUAGAGCUGGAGCUUGACAUCUGGAGGGAAGUGAGUGAUGUGGGCUUUCCUGUGGAUAUCAGAGUUCCAGUGCAUCAAUUAAAGAUGGUCAAACGUUACCUGAAGGCCUACGAUAUACAGUUCUCCACCAUGAUUAAAGACUUGCAGGUGUUGCUGGAUGAGGAGCAAAAAGCAAUGGAGUCUGCUUCAGCCCGUGUCCCUGAGCCCAGAAACACUGAUAACUUUGACUUUUCUAGCUACCACAACCUCAGUGAGAUCUACUCCUUUCAUGACAUGCUGGUGGCUGAGAACCCCAACUUGGUGAGCAAGAUAGUGAUUGGUCAGAGCUAUGAGGACCGUCCCCUUAAUGUGCUCAAGUUCAGCACUGGUGGAACCAACCGCCCUGCCAUCUGGAUUGAUACUGGAAUCCACUCAAGAGAAUGGGUCACCCAGGCCAGCGGACUAUGGUUUGCCCAGAAGAUUGUGACUGAUUUUGGACGUGACCCUAAACUCACCGCAGUCCUCAAUCAGAUGGACAUCUUUCUGGAGAUUGUGACCAACCCUGAUGGCUACGCCUUCACCCACACCAAUUCCCGUAUGUGGCGUAAGACCAGAAAACCUAAUCCCGGGUCCCUUUGUGUUGGUGUUGAUCCCAACAGGAACUGGAGAGCUGGUUUUGGAGGACCUGGUUCCAGUGGCGACCCCUGUUCACAGACCUAUCGUGGACCCAUAGCUCAGUCUGAGUCUGAGGUCAAUUCCAUUGUGAGAUUUGUGAACUCUCACAACAUUAAGGCCUUCAUCUCCAUCCACUCCUAUUCUCAGUUGCUCAUGUUUCCCUAUGGCUACACCAGGACUCCGAUCAAGGACUAUACUGAGCUGGAUAACCUAGCACAAAAGGCUGUCACUGAUCUGGCGUCCCUGUAUGGUACUUCCUACAAAUUUGGCAGCAUCAUCAACGCCAUCUACCAAGCCAGUGGUGGGAGCAUUGACUGGGCUUACAACCAGGGAAUCAAGUACUCGUACACCUUUGAGCUGAGGGACACCGGCCGCUAUGGCUUCCUCCUCCCUGCAUCUGAGAUCAUCCCCACCGCUCAGGAGACUUGGCUGGCUCUGAUGACCAUCAUGGAUCACACCCUCAAGAACCCAUACUGAUCUGUGUACAAAUAUAACCACUUAAGCAUCAUCUUCAAGACUAAAAUCACUGUUGUUAUAUUCAGUGGAUUUUUAGCCAUUGUGAAAGUUACAAAGAAAUAAAUGAUCAUGCAUUGAAAUUGGUACUUCCAUGUAUUAUGAUUUAAUUUAGGUUCUAUUGCACAAAUAUUUAUGCAAGAUUUAUCUUUUUUCUUUUUUUACCAUUACUAAAAGCACUAUUGAACCAUUUUUUAAACUGCAUUUUACAUUUACAG
This is a messenger RNA of Neolamprologus brichardi, 1475 nucleotides long. Lineage: Eukaryota; Metazoa; Chordata; Actinopteri; Cichliformes; Cichlidae. The record is from RefSeq and is a predicted model, not a curated record.